Messenger RNA from Trifolium pratense (red clover), 2085 nucleotides. RefSeq lists its product as uncharacterized. The record is from RefSeq and is a predicted model, not a curated record. The transcript has a single exon. NCBI's taxonomy places the organism in Eukaryota, Viridiplantae, Streptophyta, Magnoliopsida, Fabales, Fabaceae. Gene Ontology annotation, molecular function: nucleic acid binding; zinc ion binding. The coding region runs from base 1 to 2085 and encodes 694 amino acids.
AUGAUUUUACAAAACAAGAAUUGGAAUACCCAUAGUGGAGAGAUUAUAAUUUCCCCUUUUCCUCCUGAACAAACUAUAAGUUUAGGAAAGAAUGUUGAAGCUACAGCUUAUUUAAACCUCCAAAAUCAGAAAGUUGAGAAUGAUUAUAUUACUCUCAAAGAAUUAAAUGCAAUAAUUAAAUCUCAGAAUUACACUAAUUCUUUCCUUAUUUGUUUAGGUGACCAAUUUAUGUCCCUAGAAAAAGAUAUUUCUGAUUUAAAAAGACUUUUAGAAGAACAAUUAACUAAACAGAAUUUAAUUCUAAAUCAUUUAGAAAAGAAUAAAAUUGAUAGUGAAUCCUCAGAGAUUGUUAUUAAUAAAGAUGUCCCUAUCAUUCAACCACCUAUAGCGGUAGAAGGAUUUAAAUUAAAAUCUAAUAACGAUGAAUUUAUUAAUGUUUUAGAAGAGAAGCUUAAGCAACUUCGCUUAAAUGUCUUAUCUCAAAAAAAUAUGUCCGACACCUCUGAUAUAGAGGAUAUUGACCAAUUAGCAGAAAUAUUUGCUAAUCAUGAGAUAAAUGAUCAGGUUGCUCAAAUAAAUCCUAUUUAUGCUCCUAAACCUGUAGAAAAAUAUUAUUAUAAGAGGCCUUCGCCUCAAGAUUUACUCUUUGAAGAAGCUGAACCUUUCCAGAAUAAGAAUUCUGGAAAGGUUCAGCUUCUUCAAAGAGUAAAUCUUGAGGCGAAGACCUCUUAUAAUAUUUAUGAAUGGAAUAUUGAUGGCUUAAAUGAUAAGCAAAUCAUUGAUAUGAUACAUAGAAUAAUUAUGUAUUCAUCUAUUUGUAAACAGCAAGAUAAUUCUGAUAGCUCUAUAGCGUCGUUUAUAACAACUGGAUUUGUUGGCCAAUUGAGAGGUUGGUGGGAUCAUUAUCUCACUGAUGUUCAGAAGAGAGAAAUUCUCUCUCAUAAAAAGCUUAUAAAAGCUGAAACGUCAAGUAGUAAUAUUACUAUCACUACUACUGGAGAAGAAGAUGCAGUUUAUACACUAUGUCUCUCCAUUCUACAACAUUUUGUAGGAACUAAUAUUCCCAUUGCAGAGAAAUUGCAAACAUUAUUGCAAAAUCUUAGAUGCCCAUCUUUAACUCAUUUUAGAUGGUAUAAAGAUACUUUUUUAUCCAGAGUUUUUCAAUUAAAAAAUCCCAAUUCUAUGCAUUGGAAAUCAAAAUUUGUAGAUGGUUUACCUCAUCUUUUUGCUGAAAGAAUAAGACAAACUCUUAGAAAUAAUAAUGAUGGAAUAAAUAUUAAUUAUUCUGAUUUAACUUAUGGCCAAAUUAUUAGUACAUGUAUUAAUGAAGGAUUAUCUUUAUGUAAUGACAUAAAACUUAAAAAUCAACUUAAAAAACAAAAAUUAACUAAAAAACACCAAAUAGGUGAAUUCUGCGAGCAAUUCACUUUUGACAUAGAAAAACCCCCUGAGAGCAGGAAGAAGGGUAAAAUAAAUAAGAUAAGACCCUAUAGAAGUAGAAGAAAAGAUCCAUUAGAUACUUAUAAGUAUUCGUAUAAGAAAAAACGUAGAAAAAAUUAUUCUAAACCAAAACAUAAGGAUUAUACUCCUAAUUUUAGCAGAAAAAGAAAAGCUAAAAAGCUUGACAUAACUUGCCACAAAUGUGGAAAGGUUGGCCAUUAUGCUAAUCAAUGUAGGACUAAAAAAGCCCUAAAUGAUAUUGAGGAUGAAGAACUUAGAAAUCAAUUAGAAAAGGUUCUUCUUAUUAAUUCUGAGUCUGAAGUAGAAUCCUCUGAAGAUGAGGUUAGCUAUAGCUCUUCUUCAGAUACAUCUGAUAACAAUAGUUGUCAAUGCAAUGAACUAAACUAUUGGAAAUCCAUAGUAGAAAUGAAUGGUCUAAAUGUUCUAACCAGUGAACAGGAUGAAGCUUUAAAAGCUUUAGAAGCUAUCCCAGAUGAUAAUUUGAGAAGAAAAUUAAUAGAAACUUUAAUAAGGGAUAAUCUUAGAGGAAAAGCUCCUUUAAUUAAAGAAGCCCCUUAUCAGCUUAGCGAAGUCUUAUCUAGGUUUCGUCAAUCUAAUGAACGUGAAACUCCUGUUUCUAUAUAA